GAUGGGGCAGCGAGUCGGUCCCGGUUGAACGACCUCCUGAUACAGCUGAUUGCCCCAGCAGUCAAUGAGUCCGAGGCCAGGAGCAUUGUGGGAGAAUUCGUUCGGCUGGAGGCGCAUAUCCACAGGAUUUUGAACACCGGCCGUGAACAGGCAAACGAAGAAAAAGCAGACAAUGAACAGUCCAUUGUCUGUGAUACACCAAGCAACAAGAAAACUAUGGUAGACCUGCAGGUCAAAUUUAACGGUUUCGGCAUUGACUGGAUUACUUUCUUCCAAAACGUUGUAGAGACCUCAGACGUCUCAGACAUCAAGUUCUGUAAAGUCAAACUCAGCCUGGAGCUUCAGCAUCUUCUGAAGAUCACACCAAAGACCUCUCUACGACAGUUCAUCAUUCUCCACACGCUGCUCCACACAGAUUUGUUUCUCCUCUUUUCCAACAACUAUCAGCCGGUGGUGCAAUCCCGUCCUAGAACGAAAAAAUCUGAGACUGAAGAGGAACAAUGUUUGGAUCUUCUUCUUCAUUUCAUGCCUUCUUUGGAAAAGUUCUCAGGAUGUGAUGACAACGUUCUGGUUCAGAACAGAGCUAAUGCUUUUGCAGCUUUAAGGAAUAUCCGGUCGACUUUGUAUAAAAUUUUGACUACAUCGUUCAAAGUUCCCAAAGAAAAUGCAGCUUUGGUUACCAAUUCCAGUAUGAAACCUGUGCUAGAUUCAGUAAAUGAAGUCUUGGUGUCCAGGUGCCAGUCUAGCAAGGGGCCACAAGGUCCUUUUGAUGAGUACAACUUCCAGACCAAUAUGCUCAAGUUGAUACAGCACCACCAUGGACUGUACUUCCGAGGCCGGUUAUGGCGCACGUCCAAAGAUUUGGAGUUGUCAGCCUUGUGGAUAUCAUCAAGUGUCCACGGUAACCACCGCGCACGUACAGGCCCUAUAGUCUACCCAUCAGCAAUCCCACAACCAGUGGUCUAUGGCUCCCUGGGUCUUUUCAUGGCGUCACGGGUAGCUGAGGGUCUCAGUAUAGAAGACCUACUUGACCACCAUGCUGACGGGCUCUUGAAUCACAGUGUGGUCUUAAGUCUGGCCGUGAAGUUGAAGUGCCUGGUACAGAUGUAUGGCAAGAUGGAGAUCCUCAACUACGGGGUCCAGGUGUACAAGGUGGACGGAGAGCAAACCAAAGGCCUUCAGUGGAAGGAUCAGUUAGCCUUAAAGCUGUCCUACCAGGCAAGGUGUCCAUUUCAGGCUUGGAAACAACUGGAUAGCGACCUGGAAGUUGAUCAUUUUAUACCUGGGCUCACCUUUACUCGACCGCAGAUCUUCUUUAUAUCUGUCGCCCAGACCCGUUGUGAGAAAGUCAGCGAGCGAGGUCUACUAGAGUACUACAUUAGUGGCGGGUCCCAUCCGUCUAUUCCUAGCGAGCAGAGGGUUAACGGAAUUCUCCGAAACUCGGACGAGUUUUCCCAAGCCUUCCAGUGCUCCGACAAUAUGUACAUGAAUCCAAUGGAAAAGUGUAGGAUAUUUGGAUGA
Messenger RNA from Candidula unifasciata, 1521 nucleotides. The record is from the annotation of a GenBank genome assembly. Lineage: Eukaryota; Metazoa; Mollusca; Gastropoda; Stylommatophora; Geomitridae.